AUGUUCGGAUAUCUUAGGCAAGUUUAUCAACGUCACAAAAAGAAGCUUGUUAUUGCUACAGGUGUCGCCGCCUUCUCAUACUUGAUUAGCAUAUACGUUCGCCAUAAACUUAAGGAUUUUCAGGAACAGUUAAAGGAAGAAAAUGCCACUCGGGAAUUAAUAAAGAAGAGAUUUACUCAAACACAAAAAGAUUGCUAUAUGACUUUUUUGUCUUUUUUGCCUGUUUUAAUAGAGCCCAUAUAUAAAGAAUUGGAUGUUGAACAAAUUACGAAAGAGUUGAAGUUGAUAAGAAAGAACAAAAACACGUCUUUGGAUGAUAAAAGUGAAUUGAGUAGCUCCGAUAUUACAAGUAGCUCUAACCUCAACAGAAUAAAAGAACGUAUGGGAGAAGGACAGACGAAGAGCAACGCAAGGAAGAAUAAAGUUGAAUUGUGGCAAGACCUAAAGCAUAAAUCAAUCACAAGAUUUCUAACUAUUAUUUACUCUGAAACCUUACUUAUAAUAUUAUUACAUUUGCAACUGAACAUUAUAUCUAGAAAAUCAUAUUUGAAGACGGCAUUAAAGUUAGCGUCGAAUAACCAAGGCAUCAAGUUAAUUGACUUGGAAAAAAAUAUGGAUAGCCCAGAGAUGGAUAUUGAUGACACCGAUGAAGAUCUACCGGAGCAAGCCUUCUUGUCAUUCACAUGGUGGUUACUAAACAAGGGGUCGAUGGAACUCAAAAGUAUUAUAACUGAAAGCGUAGAAAGUACGUUCAGUGGAGUUAGCUUGCGACAAGAACUAUCAAUUGAGGAAUUUGAUAACUUGAUACUUCAAGUUCAGAAGGAUGUUGAUUCCAGGAUCCUAGAAGGUUCUUGUCUAACAGAAGGGGGAGAAAGAUUUGGAUUAGAAAAUUUAUUGUUGCCAUCUCCUGAGGAUGAAUUCACUUUGCUGCAGAAUACCAACACUGUGAAGUUUAUUUCGUCUUUUAAUGCAAAUGUUUCUAAUGCACAGAUUUUACAAAAAAUGAAUAGCGAACUAAAAGGGUAUCUUAGAGGAUCACAGGUUGCUCAGCUUGUCCGAGUCAUAUCUUCCUUAGGUAUAUCUAAUAUUCUGGAUCGUGUCCAUGAUGGUCUUCUUCACAAAAACGUCAGUACAGAUGAUGCCAAGGGUGUAUCAGAUUUACAAGAAAGUGCUGAUGAGAGAAAUAAAGACACGCCAAAAAGAGAAGAUUCAUGGAAACUAGCUCUUAUUUUAGCAACACUAACACCCCAGACCAAGGAACUUACGAACCGUCAUGUUGACAAUAGUAUACUUUACACAAUGAACAAUGUCUCAGGUCUUGAUGAUCUCAGUGCUAGUGUUUACUCUAACUUUGAUUUGUAA
Messenger RNA from Pichia kudriavzevii, 1362 nucleotides. RefSeq lists its product as uncharacterized. Bases 1 to 1362 code for a protein of 453 amino acids. The transcript has a single exon. Gene Ontology annotation, molecular function: protein-macromolecule adaptor activity. Gene Ontology annotation, biological process: protein import into peroxisome membrane. The record is from RefSeq and is a predicted model, not a curated record. Gene Ontology annotation, cellular component: peroxisomal membrane. NCBI's taxonomy places the organism in Eukaryota, Fungi, Ascomycota, Pichiomycetes, Pichiales, Pichiaceae.